Messenger RNA from Tripterygium wilfordii, 1903 nucleotides. Its product is annotated as casbene synthase, chloroplastic-like. The record is from RefSeq and is a predicted model, not a curated record. Gene Ontology annotation, biological process: diterpenoid biosynthetic process. Bases 34 to 1560 code for a protein of 508 amino acids. Gene Ontology annotation, molecular function: magnesium ion binding; terpene synthase activity. The transcript is spliced from 6 exons. NCBI's taxonomy places the organism in Eukaryota, Viridiplantae, Streptophyta, Magnoliopsida, Celastrales, Celastraceae.
AAGUCAUACACGAAACAAGUGGACGAGCUGAAAAUGCAAGUGAAAGAUAUGCUAAUUAACCCUGCGAUUGAUCCGGUUGAAAAAGUGAAAUUGAUCGACUCACUAUGUCGCUUGGGUGUAUCGUAUCAAUUUAAGAGUGAGAUUGGAGACCAAAUGAAUCAAGUUUUCAAUCUUAAACUCAACCUUGAUGAUCGUGACUACGAUCUAUACACCGUGUCACUCGUAUUUCGAGUAUUUAGACAACAUGGCUUCAAAAUGUCCUCCGAGGUGUUUAACAAAUUCAAGAACGAUGACGGUAACUUCAAAGAGAGCCUAGCUAAUGAUGUCAAUGGGAUUCUAAGCCUUUAUGAAGCUGCCCAUUUGAGCCUACAUGGGGAAGAUAAUUUAGACCAAGCCCUGGCUUACACAAGUGCACAACUUGACCUAUUGGCUAGCCAAUGUGAGUCUCAUCUUGCUAAACAUAUAGCCGUUGCCUUGCAACAUCCCUUUCACUUUGCCAUACCAAGAAUUAAAUCAAGGGAAUACAUCUCCUUCUAUGAAGAAUUGGAGUCUCACAAUGAAGUUCUACUCAAGCUUGCGAAAAUAGACUUCAAUCGCGUACAAUUACUUCAUCAACAAGAACUUAACGAGGUCUCCAGGUGGUUCGAGGAUUUGAAGCUCGCUUCGCGAUAUUCUUAUGCGAGAGCUAGAAUCGCAGAAAUCUAUAUGUGGACUGUUGCUGUUUACUUUGAGCCACAAUACCGACGUGCUCGGAUAAUCCUCACCAAAAUUAUGAAAUUGAUGUCAAUCAUGGAUGAUACGUACGAUUCCUAUGCUACCAUCGACGAACUUCGAAUAUUGAUAGAUGCAAUUGAGAGGUGGGACAUUAGUACUAUUGAUCAACUACCAGACUACAUGAAAUUCCUCUACAACACUCUUUUGAAUCUUUACGGCGAAUUUGAGACUGAAUUAGAAAGUGAAGGCAGAUCUUAUGGUGUAUCUUAUGCAAGGGAUGCGCUAAAACAAAUGAUGAAGGCAUACCAUAUUGAGGCAGAGUGGCUGAACAAAGGCUAUGUACCAUCAUUUGAUGAGUACAUGGAGAAUGCCCUAAUUUCAUGUGGUUAUCAUGCAGUUGCAAUAUCAUCGUUCCUUGGAAUGGAAGAAAUUGCAACCAUGGAGGCUUUUGAGUGGCUAAAAGGAUUUCCAAAGAUUGAUAAGGCUGCGCAAAUUAUUUGUCGUCUGAUGGAUGACAUAACAUCACGGGUGCAUGAGCAAAAGAGGAACCAUGUCGCCACCGGCGUCGAGUGCUAUAUGAAGCAAUAUGGCUUAUCUGAGGAGGAGACGGUAAGAAACUUUCAGAAAACGACUGCAAGUGCAUGGAAAGAUGUAAAUGAAGAAUGCAUGAGACCAAUUGUUGUCUCCAUGGAUCUCCUAAUCAGGUUCGUUAAUCUUGCGCGUGUCAUUGACAGCCUUUACAAGGGUGAAGAUAAAUACACCAAUUGUGAGAGUUUGAAGAGAUAUAUCAAGUCAUUGUUCUUCGAGCCCAUUCCAAUGGAAGAAGAAGCUAUAGAGGCCAAGUGAUACCAGUCCUCUACAAUAAGAUGAUAGAGACUUCACUCAUCAUGUAUUGUAUUGUUAGUGGUAUUUGAAUUUUCAGUUUUUUAUUUUUGUUUUUAUAAAUAAGCUGGAAGGGAUCGAACUUUUGACCUCAGGUCAACGGGUGAGAAUCUUUGCCAUUUGAGUUGGAUAUUGUUCUUCCAUAGUUUUUUUUAUAUUUAAAUUUAGUAUAAAAAUACCGCCUUUUAUAAGAAUAAAGGAAUAUCGAGCUUACUUAUCUUUGGUUGAUGUUCUUAUUUUUUGUUUUUUUUUUUUAAAGAAAAGGGCUUAGCCUGGAAUUUUAUUAAUCAAGGAAGAGAAAAAGCCU